Priceomyces carsonii is the source of this 2469-nucleotide messenger RNA. It is a transcript of the gene PMT1, whose product is annotated as dolichyl-phosphate-mannose-protein mannosyltransferase. Bases 1 to 2469 code for a protein of 822 amino acids. Gene Ontology annotation, biological process: protein O-linked glycosylation via mannose. Lineage: Eukaryota; Fungi; Ascomycota; Pichiomycetes; Serinales; Debaryomycetaceae. Gene Ontology annotation, molecular function: dolichyl-phosphate-mannose-protein mannosyltransferase activity. The transcript has a single exon. Gene Ontology annotation, cellular component: membrane; endoplasmic reticulum. The record is from RefSeq and is a predicted model, not a curated record.
AUGGUCAAGAAGCUCAAGGUCCCCAAUCAGGAGCGCAAUGGCUUAAAUGCUGAUCAAGUUGCUGAGCCAAAAUAUGGCAAAGGUGUGCUUCGCGAGUAUUUAAUCACUACAUCUCUGGUACCAAUUUUGGCUAAAAGAUCGAUCCACUCCAAAGAAUACUUUUUAAUAGCUAUUUUAGCCUUGAGUUCAUGGUACGUCAGAGCUACUUUAUUGGAAGUUCCCAAUUCAGUAGUAUUUGAUGAAGUUCAUUUUGGUGGUUAUGCCUCUAAAUAUAUUUUGGGCCAGUAUUUUAUGGAUGUUCACCCACCGUUAGCUAAGAUGCUAUUUGCAGCUGUUGGAGCUUUUGGUGGUUUUAAGGGGGAUUUCAAAUUUGAAAAAAUUGCUGAUUUGUUUCCUAAAUCAACACCUUAUGUCUUGAUGAGGACUUUUCCUGCUGUCUUGGGAAUUGGUACCGUAAUUUUAGCCUACUUGACAUUGAGAUGUUCUGGAGUCAGACCGUGGGUAGCAUUUAUUACCAGUGGUGCUUUGAUUUUUGAAAAUGCUACAAUUACGCUAUCAAGAUAUAUUCUUUUGGAUUCACCGUUACUAUUUUUCAUUGCAGCUGCUGCAUAUUCAUGGAAAAAAUUUGAAAUUCAAAUUCCAUUCUCUUUUGCAUGGUACAAGAGCCUUAUUGCUUGCGGUAUUGCGCUAGGUCUUUCUGUGAGUUCUAAAUGGGUGGGAUUGUUUACCAUUGCUUGGGUUGGUGUAGGCUGCGUUUUUCAAUUGUGGUUUAUAAUUGGUGAUCUCACUGUCGACACAAGAAAAAUUAUUAAACAUUUCAUAACAAGAGGUGUCAUUUUAUUAGGUAUUCCAGCCGUCUGUUACAUAUUUUUCUUUGCUGUUCAUUUUAAUGUAUUAAAAAAUGAGGGCGAUGGAUCGCCAUUUAUGUCAAGCGCAUUCAGGUCAACGUUAAAUGGCAAUGCAAUCCCUAAAAAUAUAACAGCUAAUGUGGGAUUUGGAUCAGUAAUCACUAUAAGGCACAUUGAAACCAACGGUGGAUAUUUGCAUUCUCAUGAUCAUUUUUAUCCCACUGGUUCAAAGCAACAACAAAUCACGUUGUAUCCUCAUUUAGAUUCCAAUAAUAAUUGGUUGAUUGAACCGUAUAACGAUACUAUGCCAGAUAAGUUUGUUCCGAUUCAGGAUGGUACGAAGGUAAGGCUUACUCACGUAAAUACGAAAAGACGCUUGCACUCACAUGAUGAGAAGCCUCCAGUCAGUGAGAGAGAUUGGCAAAAAGAAGUUUCUUGCUAUGGUUAUGAAGGGUUUGAUGGUGAUGCAAAUGAUGAUUUCAUCUUCGAAAUAGUUGACUACAGAUCUAAGAAUGGUGAUGCCCAAGAAGUUGUAAAGGCCCUCAACACUGUAUUCAGAUUAAAACAUGCUAUGACAGGUACUUACUUAUUUUCCAGCGAAGUUAAAUUACCUGAUUGGGGUUUUGACCAACAAGAAGUAACGGCUGCAUCACAAGGAUAUCGUCCGUUAACACAUUGGUACAUCGAAACAAAUUCUAACUCUUUCAUUCCUGAAGAAGAAAAGGAGAUAGUCAAUUAUCCAGUAUUAUCAUUGUGGGAUAAGAUCGUUGAAUCACAUCAAAAGAUGUGGAAGAUUAACCAGGGCUUGACCCAACAUCAUAACUGGCAAUCUUCGCCUCCUCUGUGGCCAUUAUUGUUGAGAGGAAUAAACUACUGGGUAAAAGAUCACAGGCAAGUUUAUUUGAUGGGAAAUGCCGUAAUUUGGUGGUCAUCUUCAUUAGCGAUUGCAACUUUCAUCAUCCAUGCUCUUGUAUCUUUAGUAAGAUGGCAAUGUGGUGCUCAGAUCGCUAAAGAUAGACAUGUCUUUAACUAUAAUUUGCAGUUGUUUUCUUAUAGUCUCGGUUGGUUCCUCCAUUAUUUUCCAUUUUUUAUCAUGGGUAGACAAUUAUUUUUACAUCACUAUAUUCCAGCCGCUUAUUUUGCAAUUCUUGCAUUAGGACAAUACUUUGAACUCUUUGUUGGGUACUUCUCUUCGGGUUCCAAGGCUUUGCAAAAAGUGAUAUAUGCCUUUUUGGCCAUAUUCGUGGCCCUUAACUUGUUGUUUUAUGUGCACUAUUCAUCGAUUAUAUAUGGUACACCGUGGACUCGGGCCUCCUGUGAGGCUUCAAAAGCUUUAGGCACUUGGGAUUUUGAUUGCAAUUCAUUUUAUACAGAUAUCGCUCAAUACCAAUCUUUUACUCCAUCAUCUUCAACGGCUCCCGAUUCAGAGACUCAGGCCGCUCCUGUCGAAAACCAAGCUGAGAUAAGCGAACCUAAAGAGACUCCAAGAGGUAAGAUAAAUAAUGAUGUGAGAGAGGAUUUACAGUCGGAAGUUGAAAGUCCGCCCCCUCCAAAAACUUUGUAUAAAGAUGAAGAAGAGACGGUCCCUCAAGAAGCAGUUGACAAUGAGGAUAAAACUUGA